UAGGAGCAAGGGGGGUAAAAAUUAUUGUUUUUUUUUAAAAAUCGUACAAAGAACUUUGGAGAAUAGAUUCCCCAUAUCAAUUUCCAAACGACAAAAAAAAAGAGAAUUUUCUUUUUGCAGUAAAGAAUCUCCGUAUUUCCGAAUCAAAAGUAGAGUUAGAAAAAAAAAAAAAUUCCUCAUUUCCCACAGAGAAGCCCAAUUUUAGAUCAGAUUUCUCUGCUUUUCUUCUCAAAGUCUGGGAUCAGAGUUAGGGAGUAUCAGGGUUAGGGCAGGAGUUCCUCAAAAACAAAGAGAGUUUUAGGAUCGGGGCACAGAAGAGACGGGGAUCUCCGGCGAUGCCGCAUCUGGUUCGGGACCGGCUCUUCUUCGGCAACAUCAGCGACGCGUCGGAGGUGCUCCAGGGCACGAGAACGGAGUUCACUCACGUCCUUUCGCUCCUAAGCUCGGCAUCGAUCUCCUUCUUCUCGGACUGGCGGCCGGGCCUCUCGAUCCCCACCAAGGAGAUCCGGAAAGUGUUUGUUGGGGCGGAUGAGUCGCUGCCAAAGAAGUCUUUGGCGCCGGAGAAGCUACUGUAUUCGCUGGAGUAUGCCGGGCCAGAGCUGAAGCUGGUCAGGAUGGCGGUGCCUCUCAGGGACACGGAAGAUGAGGAUUUGCUGGAUUAUUUGGAUGUUUGUUUGGAUUUCAUUGAUGGGAGUAGGAAAGAGGGAUCGGUUCUGGUGCAUUGCUUUGCUGGUGUGUCGAGAAGUGCUGCUGUCAUUACUGCAUAUCUGAUGAGAACAGAACAAAGAUCCUUAGAAGAUACACUUGAAUCCUUGCGAGAAAGUUGCGAAUUUGUUUGCCCAAAUGAUGGUUUUCUGGAUCAGUUAAAAUUGUUUGAAGAAAUGGGUUUUAAAGUAGAUACCACAAGCCCCAUCUAUAAACGCUUCCGCUUAAAAGUAUUGGGUCAUUCUUAUAAACAAGGAGUGAAAAUAGAUGGCUCCAUAUUUGGAGCUGACCCUGGUUUGCCUGUGGAGUCCAACUCUUCUGAGGGAGCCCUCAAGAGAGAUCAGAAGAGAACUGCCUACCGCUGCAGAAAAUGCCGCAGAAUCAUUGCAUUGCAAGACAAUGUCGUUAGCCAUGUCCCUGGCGAGGGUGAGACUUGCUUCGAGUGGCAAAAAAGAAAAAGUGGCAACCCAUUCAACAGAUUUCAGGAGCCAGAGUGCUCUUCUUUGUUCAUUGAGCCUUUGAAGUGGAUGACCUCGGUUGAAGAGGGUGCAUUGGAAGGAAAGCUCUCAUGCAUCCAUUGUGAUGCACGCCUAGGGUACUUCAAUUGGUCAGGCAUUCAGUGCAGCUGUGGCAGCUGGAUUACCCCAGCCUUCCAGAUUCAUAAGAGUAAAGUGGAUAUCAGCACAGUUUAAUGUUGGAGAGUAGAUUAAAGCAUACAGGUCUCUCCAUGUGAACUACUGCACCCAAAACAGCUUGAGACCCUUAUUACCUCCAUAGAUAUAUAAUAUGGAAAAACUCAAAACUACUGAAUCUGGAAUAUUGAUUCAAGUCCCUGUUCUUCCUCAUUCAGUAUGCCCUUAUGGGACCGUGUCAGCUUGUAUUAGAGUUUGAUGUCGUGAAGUAAAUAAUGUUCUAGUUUGCUCUUCUUGUAACCAAACUGCAAAAUUUUUUGAUGACCUGCAGUUGGCUGCUUAUAAGAGUUGCUUUAUGUUGAGAUGCUCGUAUUGUGGGGUCGAAAUGAAAUCCUUGUAUAAAUGAAUUGAGAAUCAGAAUAUGGAAUUAAUAUAAGCGAACUACUGUUUAAAGCA
This is a messenger RNA of Elaeis guineensis (African oil palm), 1793 nucleotides long. RefSeq lists its product as uncharacterized. Gene Ontology annotation, molecular function: protein tyrosine/serine/threonine phosphatase activity. Gene Ontology annotation, biological process: protein dephosphorylation. Lineage: Eukaryota; Viridiplantae; Streptophyta; Magnoliopsida; Arecales; Arecaceae. The record is from RefSeq and is a predicted model, not a curated record.